UUGAACCCAUUCAAAAGGUCGGGGCGUUUCAAGAUCCAAUUUCUCGUUAAAUUCACCAGAUAGAUAUUGAAGAAUGGCGGACGGUGAAGACAUUCAACCGCUUGUUUGUGAUAAUGGAACUGGAAUGGUUAAGGCUGGAUUUGCGGGUGACGAUGCGCCAAGAGCGGUUUUCCCGAGCAUUGUAGGACGUCCACGCCACACGGGUGUGAUGGUUGGGAUGGGACAAAAGGAUGCUUAUGUUGGAGACGAGGCUCAGUCAAAACGUGGUAUCUUGACUCUCAAGUAUCCAAUUGAGCAUGGAAUUGUUAACAAUUGGGAUGACAUGGAGAAGAUUUGGCAUCACACUUUCUACAAUGAGCUUCGUGUUGCCCCUGAAGAACAUCCGGUUCUCUUAACCGAAGCUCCUCUCAACCCAAAAGCUAACCGUGAGAAGAUGACUCAGAUCAUGUUUGAGACGUUCAACACUCCUGCUAUGUAUGUUGCCAUUCAAGCUGUUCUCUCACUCUAUGCCAGUGGUCGUACAACUGGUAUUGUUUUGGACUCUGGAGAUGGUGUGAGCCACACGGUACCUAUCUACGAAGGUUACGCACUUCCACACGCAAUCCUACGUCUUGACCUAGCUGGUCGUGACCUCACGGACCACCUCAUGAAAAUCCUGACAGAGCGUGGCUACUCCUUCACCACAACUGCUGAGCGUGAAAUCGUCAGAGACAUGAAAGAGAAGCUCUCUUACAUAGCUCUAGACUACGAGCAAGAGCUAGAGACAUCGAAGACAAGCUCGUCCGUCGAGAAAAGCUUCGAGCUUCCCGACGGACAAGUGAUAACCAUUGGAGCAGAGAGGUUCCGGUGCCCUGAAGUUCUGUUCCAGCCGUCAAUGAUCGGAAUGGAAAANCUGGAAUCACCAAAUUUGACAUCUAAAACUCAAAGAAAGCACUAA
Camelina sativa (false flax) is the source of this 937-nucleotide messenger RNA. NCBI's taxonomy places the organism in Eukaryota, Viridiplantae, Streptophyta, Magnoliopsida, Brassicales, Brassicaceae. The record is from RefSeq and is a predicted model, not a curated record.